CCUCUACCCCAUGCAAUUCCUCUCAUCUGUGCUCAACCUCUUCGUUAACGAAACCUUCAUUCUUGGACCUGAUAACACCUUCUCGCACUUCCUUUGGUUGUUGUUAUCCUAGAAAACCUGCCUGCCGAGAAUUUUCAGCUCGUUUGCACCUCCCAUUUCCGGUGGAGCGAAGUGUAAACAAAAUGGUGUUUACACGCCGGCAGUCGGCGCGACUACAAGGUCUUCGAGAAGACAGCAACGGACUCGAUAACAGUCUUGACUCGGUCACGACAAGAACCCCUCGACGAAAGAUUGGCAUCCCUGUGAGCAACGAGGAGAUGGAACCCGAUCAUCAUCAUUCAAGUGUCGCAAAAGGGCGCGAUGAGGCACCAUGGCUUGGUUUCUACAACAUGGGAGCUAAGACUGAGCCUCGCCCUGCUCGUCGGAAUGCCAUUGCGGAUGCGCAGAUGACUCCAACCAAAUCCACGCAGUCGAGGAAGACCGCAAACCUCCUUUCUCCGGACUUCAAGUUUACCUUCCAGCCCCGCCAAUCGCUUGACCUGAGUCCAGGCGCUCGACGCAUCAUGGCAGAGAUGCGUGAAGAGGCCGCCAAACUCCGUUCGCAGAUGGCCGCUACCCCAGAAGAAUUCCCAGAUGUGCCGAUGCAUGACCCUGAUCAGCCUCUCAAUCGGAAGAUUGCCGCCGCGAAGGGCACCAAAGGCCGUUUCAGCGAUGUCCACAGAUCCCAAUUCCAAAAUAUGGCCUCGAUCGCCAACCAUCCUUCUGCAUUUCGCGCAAAGGCAAACACCAACCGACCCCCACUCUUUCGCCCUACGCCCAAGUCGCUCAAACAUUCCCCCAACGCGGAGCUGGACCGACCUUCCUUCAAGUCGCUGAAACGCUCCGCCUCCAAGGCGGAUCUUAACCGACCUACAACAAAAUCCCUCAAACGCUCACCGUCCAAGGCGGAGCUCGAUAAUUACUCGUGGAAGUUUGACACUCCUUCCGACGGUACUAGCAUCGGCACUCCUCGAAGCCCAGCCAAACGGCUCAAGCCAAGCAAUGUGGAAGAGAGCCUGAUUCCAAGAGCCCCAUCCCGUCCGGUUUCGCGAGACUCGAACCCGACGAGUAGCAGCAAUGGAACGCCUGGAUCCCGGGCAAAUACGUUGCAGAAGACGUCUAGCAUCCCUCGAUUUGCUUCUACAUCAAACCUGAUGACCCCCACUAAAGCAUCUCUCGCUCGAUCUCAGUCCGCGAAGGCCAUCAAGACUGCCCACUUCAAUUCUCCGCAUCUGAUGUCUCCCUCCAAUCGUUCAGCCCGCGCGGUCAAGGCAUUCGGUCAUUUUGCGAUGCGCAAGAUCUCGGGCUCAACUCCGUUCAAGAAAUUGGCGUCCCCAGCAGCUCCUGCCGCGACCACCCAACCUCCGCCCUCACCGUGCCCCGUGCCCGCAACACCGAGCGUUAUCCCCGAUGCGCCUGUUGCUGAGGAUCCUACCACGCCACGUUCUCGACUGCCAUCCGCCACCAAGCUGAAAUCCAUUCUUCGCACUCCUCGACGUCUCUACUCCAACGACCCAGCCAAGGUAGCCGCUGGCACCCACCUUGCCACUCCACCUAGCGCGGCUAUCAGGAAAUCUUUCGGUGUCCCCAAAACCGAGCCUGUCAACAGGAUCAAGCGUGUCGACUUCACUGCAUCGGUGCUUUCUAUGGCUGAGCAACAAGAGCGACGCGUCCGAGAAGGCUUGCUGGCCAUCUCUAACGGAGAGCGCGUAUCCCCUAAGCCGACCACCGAACGUGACAACUCCUACGAAGCCGACGAGUCGGACAUCUCCUACCCCACCAUUCCCGGCAUGUUCCCUUCGAAUCGCCGUUCUACCCUCGGCCACUUCGGCCAAGCUGGCUCAAGCGGCCCAUCCGAAUUCACCUUCCGCUCCGACACUUCCACCCUCUUCGGCUCCCCCCGCGGCGCCACCAUCCGCCCGGUCCGCUCCUCUGACGUCAACUCCCACGCCAGAGCGGACAAGGUCAACUAUCCAUCCCUCCCCACCGACCGUCCCACCCAGAAGCGCAAGCUCUGCGCCCUCGAGGAAGGCGCCGUCGCCGUGGAAGAUGAGAAGGAGAAUCUCGGUGACGUGGCCGUCGGGGCGGAUGCCGAGGACCGGCCGAUGAAGCGCGCGAGGACGGCGAGCCCCAUGGCCGGGAAGAAGUUCUCGGGCCUUCCGGCGGUGGGGAGGAAGGUUAUGAGGAGUCGGCUGCCUGUGUCGGAGGGAAAGAAGACCGCAGCGGCCAGGAUGACUAGGGCGAGGUUGGAUAUGCUGGCCAUGCCGAAGAAUAGGAAAGGCUAGGCUGUGGUAUUUCAGGCGCUGUCUUGGUGGUGGUUGGGGAGGGUCGAUCUGAACCGAGACUGGUGCGAGCAGCGGCUUGCUUUAUUUUCAUUGGUCAUGGUGUCGACGGCACCGGCAUAAAAAUAUGGGAGGCGUUUUACGGUGGGUUCGUACUCCGUGACGAUCAUGGAGUCCUCGUUUUCGAAACGGUCUCCGAUUCAGCGUGUCACUUGGGGUUCGUGGGAGUUUUCAAUCCGGUUGAGAUGUUCAACUGGGAUGGGUUCUUUGUCUUUUCUAUUCCGAGCGAAUUUUUCCCUUUACAACGCUGUCCGUGUCGUCGAGCACAGUCCUCAUGCGGCGGACUUGGACUGACACGGAUGUUAUGACUGGCUCCCGGAAGAAAUGCAAGAUGGGAAUGUCUUUUCGGUAACUAUUGUGGUACUGUACGAGCAUAGUUAGCCUUAUAUCAACGCAGCUCUU
Messenger RNA from Eremomyces bilateralis CBS 781.70, 2783 nucleotides. RefSeq lists its product as uncharacterized. Bases 183 to 2324 code for a protein of 713 amino acids. The transcript is spliced from 2 exons. The record is from RefSeq and is a predicted model, not a curated record. Lineage: Eukaryota; Fungi; Ascomycota; Dothideomycetes; Eremomycetales; Eremomycetaceae.